This is a messenger RNA of Spodoptera frugiperda (fall armyworm), 8114 nucleotides long. RefSeq names its product neuroglian. Lineage: Eukaryota; Metazoa; Arthropoda; Insecta; Lepidoptera; Noctuidae. Gene Ontology annotation, cellular component: plasma membrane; axon. Gene Ontology annotation, molecular function: cell-cell adhesion mediator activity. The transcript is spliced from 16 exons. The coding region runs from base 132 to 3860 and encodes 1242 amino acids. Gene Ontology annotation, biological process: homophilic cell-cell adhesion; dendrite self-avoidance; axon guidance. The record is from RefSeq and is a predicted model, not a curated record.
AACGACAGCGAAUCUCAGAGGCCCCGCCUUUAUAUCCGUAAUUUUAUUAUUUCAGUUGGUUUUCGCGAUGAUAUUAUUAUAAAAACGAGCAUUUAGAUACACAAGUUCUACGAAGUAGGAGACCUGUAAAGAUGGGUACAACAAAAGUACUGUGUUUCAUCGCGUUAAUAUCAUGUGCGGCGGCGUUAUUGACGUCACCGCCGAAAAUCGUCAAGCAGCCGACACAAGAGGAGAUUCUGUUCCAAGUCGCGCAGCCGGGCGAGGUGGACAAACCGUUCAUCAUUGAAUGCGAGGCUGAAGGCGAACCGGCUCCUAAGUACCGAUGGAUCAAAAACGGCAAACCCUUCGAGUACACGAGUUAUGACAACCGUAUCUCGCAGCAGUCUGGCCGCGGUACUCUCGUGGUCAGCCAGCCACGUGACGAGGACCUCGGACAAUACCAGUGCUUCGCGUACAACGAGUGGGGAACUGCCGCGUCCAACAGCGUCUUUGUACGACGAGCUGAACUCAACUCCUUCAAGGAGACAGACAGCCAACAAGUCGUCAGAGCGGAGGAAGGCAAGCCUUUCAAACUCACCUGCGAACCACCUGAUGGUCACCCCAAACCCAAGGUGUACUGGAUGUUGCAAGGCGACCAGGGUCAACUGAAAACCAUCAACAACUCACGCAUGACCCUAGAUCCUGAAGGAAACCUCUGGUUCUCCAACGUGACUCGAUAUGAUGCCAGUGUUGAUUUCGCUUACAUUUGUACAGCUAAUUCCAUCUUCAGGAAUGAGUACAAGUUUGGUAACAAGAUUUAUUUGGAAGUCACGCAGACUGGUAUUGCACCCACCUUGAACAGGCACGAACCGGUGCGUCAGUACACUACUAGGAAGGUCGAGAAGGCUUUGAAGGGGAAGAAGGUGGAACUGUACUGUAUCUACGGUGGAACGCCUUUACCGCAAAUAGUUUGGAAGAAGAACGGACGAAGCAUUAUCUCUUCCCAAGGCAUUACUCAGGAUAAUUACGGAAAGACGCUGGUGAUCAGAUACCCGACGUAUGAAGACCAGGGCACGUAUACUUGUGAGGUCAGCAACGGUGUUGGAACUGCUCAGUCUUACUCCAUCCUGCUGAAUAUUGAGGCCGCACCAUUCUUCACGGUGGAGCCGGAAUUCCAAUACCGCGCAGAAGGCGAUACGGCUGAGAUCAAGUGUGAAGCUGGUGGUACUCCAGUGCCGAAGAUAACCUGGAUCCAUAACGGAAAGCCCAUAGAACAGGCGGAACCGAACCCGAGGAGACAAGUGAACCCCAACAGCAUUAUCAUCACGAACCUUGAAAAGAAGGACACUGGAAACUACGGUUGUAACGCCACCAGCUCCAUCGGAUACGUGUACAGAGAUGUCUACAUCAACGUCCAAUCAAUCCCGCCAGAAAUCACGGAAGGCCCAGAGAAUCUCACCCGGGUGGACGGUUCCGAGGCUGUGCUUAAGUGCAGAGUGUUCGGAGCGCCGAAACCCAUCGUCAAAUGGAUGAAGGAUGAUGUUGACGUCACUGGUGGAAAAUACAAUAUAACUCCUGACGGCGACCUGGUGAUCCGUGACGUGUCCUACACGGACGUGGGGACGUACCAGUGUUAUGCGAAGAAUAAGUUCGGAGAGAAGUCAGCUUACGGGUCCCUCGAUGUUAAGAAGCGCACAGUGAUCACGGACAAGCCAGAACAUUACGAGGUAGCGGCCGGUUCUUCAGCCACGUUCCGCUGUAACGCGAACGCUGACGACUCCCUCAAGCUGCAGAUCAUCUGGCUCAACGACGGACAGCAGAUAGACUUUGAGAACCAGCCCCGGUUCCGCAUGACCAAUGACUAUUCUCUCCUCAUCUCUGACACCACUGAGCUGGACUCUGGAGAGUAUACCUGUAUUGCCAAGACUGCCAUUGAUGAGGCCAGGGCGCAGGCUACUCUUACUGUGCAAGACAAGCCAAACCCUCCCGCGUUAGACGGAAUUGAAUGUCACGAGAAGACGGCCACUCUCCGCUGGCACUCCAUGGGAGACAACCGCGCGCCCGUCCUGCGCUACUCCAUACAAUACAACACUACCUUCACACCCGACACGUGGGACAUGGCCAGUGAUAAUGUACCAGCUAUUGAUACGUCUUGGACCGUCCAGCUUAGUCCUUGGGCUAAUUACACGUUCAGAGUGAGCGCGUGGAACAAGAUCGGACCGUCAACCCCGUCAUCGCAUUCCGAUGUUUGUACUACACAACCCGACGUUCCCUACAAGAACCCCGACAAUGUCGUGGGAGAGGGCUCAGACCCUACUAAUAUGGUCAUCUCUUGGUCGAAAAUGCCUCAAAUCGAGCACAAUGGUCCCGGCUUCUACUACUUGGUGACUUGGCGCCGCAACAUCACCGGCCAACCCUGGGUCGAGGAACAAGUGCGCGACUGGCAACAAACUGAAUACACCGUACUCAAUACACCCACCUUCGUACCCUACAAAGUCAAGGUUACCGCAGUGAACUACAAAGGUACAUCGAACGUGACGCCCGUGGAAGUCAUCGGCUGGUCCGGUGAAGACAUCCCGAUGCAGGCUCCGCAGAACUUCACGCUCGUACAAGUCACCACCGGCACCACCGCACUACUCAACUGGAACCCAGUCCCACCAGAGUCCGUACGCGGACACUUCAAGGGUUACAAAAUCCAAACCUGGGUCGAUGGCGAAGAGGAAAAGCUCAAAGAAAUCUUAGUCAAGGCUGACGCUUCCAGUGCUCUAGUCAGCAAAUUCAAACCGUACAAGAAGAACAAUGCUCGAAUCUUGGUAUACAACGGCCGUUUUAACGGACCUCCCAGUGAUACUCUCAGCUUCCACACUCCUGAAGGCAAGCCUGGUACCGUCAAAUCAUUCGAAGUUUACCCCAUUGGUUCCUCAGCUAUGCUCCUGAAGUGGGACAAACCCGUUGACGAGAACGGAGUCCUCACUGGCUAUAAAAUCUACUACCAGAAGGUUACUGGAACAUCUUUGGGACCCAUCCAAGAAAGGAAGAAGGAGAUCGAUCCUAAAUUCGACCGCGCAAAGUUGGCUGGUCUGGAACCCAACACGAAAUACCGCAUUGAGAUCAGAGCUAAGACUAAGGCUGGUGAAGGAGACAAGUAUUAUGUGGAACAAACGACCAAGUCCGUGGUGACUGCUAAGCCUGAUAUCCCAGUGUUUGAGACGAGUACAUUGCCGGCUAAAGAGGGAACUGCUCAUAUCCUGGUCCGUUGGAUCCCGUCAUUGGAUGGACACGCGGGUACUCACUUCGUCGCGUGGUACAAGCUGAAGGGUCACCCUGACUGGUCGAAGACUAACGAGGUGACGGACGAUGACUACGUGAUCCUGACGGGGCUGGAGCCCGGACAGGUGUACGAGGUCAAACUCACGGCGCACGACGGAGAAUACUUUAGCUCCAGUGAGAUUAAGGAUGUCGAUACCACUAUUGACGGGCCCAUAGUGGAGCCGGGCGAGGACAAGACGGCGUCUGCGGGCUGGUUCAUCGGCGUGAUGCUGGCGCUGGCGUUCCUGCUGCUGGUGCUAGUGUUGGUGUGCGUGGUGCGGCGCAACCGCGGCGGCAAGUACGACGUGCACGACCGCGAGCUGGCGCACGGCCGCAGGGACUACGCCGAGGGCGGCUUCCACGAGUACACGCACCCUCUUGACAACAAGUCUCGUCACUCGAUGAGUAGCGGCACGAAGCCUGGCCCAGAGAGCGACACCGACUCUAUGGCUGAGUACGGAGAAGGCGAGACUGGUCGGUUCACGGAGGACGGUUCGUUCAUCGGUCAGUACGUGCCGGGCGCGCGCGUGCUGCCGCCGCCGCCGGCGCCGCAGCCGCCCACCUACGUGUAACUCCAACACGUAGGUACUGUAACUACCGCCAGGUACCCAGGCCGGCCUGCCUCACCAGUGCCCAGUGGGAAAUAUAUCGCGUCACCAGUCGUCACCUUGAUUUAAGUUUCGCAAUAUUAUCUUGUAUUUUAUACUUUUUACAUUUCACGACGUCAUUCUAUGACUCGGAUGAAAUUCGAUUUUUCGACAGCUACGACCAUCGAUACUAUAAGCUUCAUAGCUAUUUGUAAGACGCGGAGAUGUUCUGACACUGCACUGCCAUUUACAAGUGUUGGAUGGUCGAAAAUAGAUGUACCUCGCGCGAUGUAAAGGAAGCGGUCAAUUAUGAACAUUCUGUAGAGCGGGAAAAACAUCUGUGCCUUUAUCCAAUUUUGAAAGUGAUAUCGAGAACUUCGGUAUAGAUUUCUCAGUGUCUCGUUACGUCUCGCGAGUUGACAUCUAUUUUCCAAAGCUUCACAUCGGUGACCAGAAGGCAGCAAUUGACAGUGACUGUAUUUAGUUGAAAUUUAUUAGGGUGUAAGCAUUAGUGUAAGCUGAUAACGAAGCCUACUAUUCUGUUUCGGCCGGCUGUUAGUGUCCAUACACAAGGCUAUACGGUUUUAUUGACUAUGCUCCCUGAGAUCGUAGAGAUCGUCUCUAAGUCUGUUGAACAUUUCGUUAUUUAUGAGACUGAUUUUAAGUAAUGAGAAAUAGUCAAACUGGCACUGGCGUUCAGGUUUUGGGAGCAAUCUCAAACAUUUAUAAAAACCUUUUAAACUUUUCUCAGAUUCUCAUUAAUUCCCCAUCACCGUCACCGAUUGCAAGUUGAUAUUGUUAAAGGAUAGAAUACCUGAUAUUUAAGGAGGUACAACGAUAGCCGCGUUCCAAAACCUGAACGUCGAGAUACUCGGCUUGUGUUAGUAAGUAGGCGAUGUUACGGCUCGAUAUCAAUUACGUGUAGUUAACCAUACGGUAGCUGGUCAAGACUUGAGAUAAGAAAAGCUAUUUUUGUCACAGAAAAUAAGGUAAUUAGCUCUGGACUCCGGUGGUCAUGUGCGCUCGUUGCGGACUUACUGGCUUCGUAGUAUUGGCGUAGGGAAUUAUUGUAAGUAAGGAUAUAAGGUUUGGACAACAAACGUCGGGUCGAAGUAUACGCGAUGUACAGCCAAUGGUCAGUUCGCAAGCCAAAUUCGUAUAUCGAUUAUUUUUAUAUCAAAUGCAUAUCUUUCUAAUCGCUCUUUGUAACACGCUAUGGACCAUAAAGAUUUUUAUUUUACGAAUCGAACGUAUGACUGUUAUAAAAUUCAAUAUAUCUUCGUCAUUCUAAAAUGUACGUACAUUUAAGCGUUGACCAAGCUUGUUCAAUUAAUUGAUGUCGUUACCAAUUACUGAGCGGUACAAUGUUGCAGCUGCACUUAGGAAAUCUAUUUAAUAUUUUAGUUAAACAUUAAGAACUCUUCUUUGCGUUGUUCUUCUCUAAAACUUAUUAUUCUCUUGUAAAUAAGUGUAGCUGCAAACUUUUUAAACGCGCACGUAAUGGUAACGACAUUUGAGUAUCUAAAAAAUCUAUAUUUUAUUAAGAAAAAAGAUAUUUUUAUAUAAUUGCGCAGUUUGACCACCGGGGCAUAUUGUGGUGCUUUGCAGAGUUAAAGAGAGGCGUGGUUCGGUGUUGUGAUCUCUGUUAGCGGAGACGUCGCGUCGGUGGUUCCCUGUCCUCCCCCUUCCCCUUUACGUCACUUAAUCCCACCUUUGGUGUCAGUUCACGCAACUAAAACGCAUUGUGGUCUUUGAAUGAGUAUAUAUUUGCUAGUAGAACGUUAUUCAAGUUGUAACAAAGCUAGUAUUGAAAGAUGGCUUCAGAUGGAGUCCAGUGGAGAAUCGUCAGAGACGUAGUUCUAAUCACCCAUUCAGCUCACCCUACUAAUAUCACUUGUGUAACACAUAUAGAUGUAGAUGGUCAAUAUUAUCAACUUGUAUAAAAGCCGCUUGAAGUGUGCGUGUUGUGUGCUGACAUGUCUGACUGUAACAUAGUAGGCGUAAUGAUAUUCGGAAAGAAUCUCGGUUAUUAGGAGUUACAAAAUCUCAAUUUGUCCCUCAACACUUGGAUGUUUGUGUAACGGCUCCUCGGUACAUUGGUAUCGACGGAGCCGGUAACGUUUAUUGUAUAGAGUUUUUGUCAUUCAGACAAGUUUUCCGUGACCAUCCACUACGGUACAUCUCGCAAUCUCGAAUGAAUUUAGUACGGGGCGACCCGUCAGUAAAAUGUCUCUCUUACGUAGUAAUAAGUCCUCUUUAUAGGCUUUUUUCGUAUUUGAAUUUUUCAAUAUUUGACUUUAUUGAAGUUUUGCACCGAUCACAUUGAAGUUAUGCCCAAGUUAAUGUUUCUGAUUUUGGACGAGCGCGGGCUCGAGACCACAGCUGUACUUGCGACCAGUGUUGCAUAACGCCAAAAAGUAAGAGAAGUAUCGCUGGCAGCCGUGGUCUCGCGGCCGCGCGACAAUAUCUCAAUUGUAUCGUGUCUAGAUUAAGGCUAGGGAUUCGUGUUAACUAAUGUUAGGUAGCUAACGCGUUCGCUUACUGCAUCUGUACAUGUAUAUUUUAUUCUUUGCCUUAUCUGUACCUAUUGUAUCCGGUUUAUUCGUACACUGGCGUGUCGAGUGCGGCGUGCACUGUGAACCGUCGAUUUAUUUUAUUAUAAUUUUAUUUAUUUGUGUAUACUUAUUUAUCCGCCUGAAAGGUGUCGGGUCUUAAUUGAGUACAUUCCAGACGGUCUAACCAUGUUGAUUUUUCAAAUCGGUUUAUUUACAAGUCUCGUUACCGCGCCGGUCAGAUGUAAUCUGAACAAUGUUUAUAAAACUAGACCGCCGCUGAGACUAGCAACGUAAUUUAUUAAUUAUUUAAAUUAAAUAUUAGAGCCUCCCAUAUAUUUAUUUUCUCUCGUUAUUAUGUAUAGUUUGACAAGGUAACAUGUUCGAAUGCCAACAUUUUGAUCGUUCUCAUUUAGAGCUUAUACUGUAACUAAUGGUACCUUAUACAUUGCAUAUUUAUAUUUGAUGGCACUGUUAUUGUAACCCCUUUAAGUUAUUUGUUAAGGAGUCUUUAUCAUGUCUAUUGUCUAGUAAGAAUUUAAUAUAUAUCUAUUAAUAUUAAUUGAUUAUAGUAGGAGCCUUGUUCUAUUCGCGUCUGUUUUUGUCGCUUUUUAUACCAGUUAACGAUUGAAAAUUCUUUGUCUUAAAAAUAUCUUGUUACGGUUCAAAAUACAAAUUUUGAUAUUAGAUUGUUAGCCACCGGUAUACGGUGGAUGUUCUCACUGCCUUCCCUACUAAAUUACACUGUGUUCAUUAUGUUUUACACGUACCUAGUAAAGACCUUGCCUUACGUGAAAUUUUUGAAUGAAAAUGUGAUUUUCAUUGUACCACAUUCGAGUUGUCAGCACAAUGUCUGCAUUUACUUAGUGUCACAAUACUUACCGUGCGUUGUAACAAUAGUCCCUCAUUACUAUCGUACAUCGCCGUACUAAAAUAGUUGAUGUUAGCAGUGAAAUUGUAAUUGUGUACCUUUAUUCGGUCGCAAGUGUAACGAACUUCUGAAACAUUUUGAAGAUAAUCAUAAUUUAUUGAAUUGUAAUAGAAAUAAUGUAGAAGCCGAAUAUAUUGAAAGCAUCGUAGUCCCCCACCAAGCGCGAGAGAAAACUGUGUUCAUAGUAUUCAAUCACUUUUAUAAACACCCUUGUGACGAUGACUUGUUUUCCUGUUGUACGGAACAAUAUUAUUAUUAAGAUCAUGCUUUCAAUAUUUUUGUCUAAGACCAUGUUUAGUAAUAGCUGGAGUAUUCGCUAAACACGAACUGGUAGAUUGUAAUUGUUGUGAGGUACAUUCAGUGUUAUCUAUAAUGUUGUCGAUGCUUAGUUUUACCAUUGUCGAGACCUCGUCAGUUUAUUGAAGGCGCCAGACGCCUCGCCAUUGUUAUAAUACAUACUAAAUGGAAAAAUUAAAGCAUCUCUAACAGUUUAACUAUAUUUGCUAAGCAAGCUUUUUAUCUAUAUUGGACUAUUUUGUUGAUUAGAUAAUAGUUUGCAUUUAUUAUAUUUAAAAAAUGUUUAAAUCAUGACAAAAGUGUAGGUAAAGACUUGUGUAAAAUUUCUGAUCUGACCCGUAUGAUUCUGUUCACGAAUUAUCGUAAAUUACAUUUUAGUUUGCAUUAAGUAACUGUAAUUUAUUGUAACUAUGAUGAAUAUUUUUUUAUGUUGCAUAGAAAAUAAAUAUUAAGAAAUUA